Messenger RNA from Capra hircus (goat), 2875 nucleotides. It is a transcript of the gene F11, whose product is annotated as coagulation factor XI. The coding region runs from base 356 to 2233 and encodes 625 amino acids. The transcript has 15 exons. Gene Ontology annotation, cellular component: extracellular region. NCBI's taxonomy places the organism in Eukaryota, Metazoa, Chordata, Mammalia, Artiodactyla, Bovidae. Gene Ontology annotation, biological process: proteolysis. Gene Ontology annotation, molecular function: serine-type endopeptidase activity; protein binding. The record is from RefSeq and is a predicted model, not a curated record.
GUGGGAUUUUCCAGGCAAGAAUACUGGAGUGGGUUAAGGCACACAGGCAAAUUUAAGUUCUCUAAGCUUCUCUCUGGUCACUUGGGAUACACAGGAAAACGAGAGAGAGAAAAAAAAUCAGUGUAUUGAAAAAGCAAGCACCUCUACCAGAGUACAUGUUUGAUAUGCAAAGAUUUUAAGUACUCUGACAGGCAUUCUGCACAAGGAAAUGAUGUUACAUCACACUGGGAAUCAGUAAAAGUAAAUAUUAAAGUUAAGUGAACAGUACCUGCAAAAACUCAUUGAGAAGAGGAUGGCCAUUUUGGAAGACAAAAAACAUUCUUAUUAAGAAUCACAACAAACAAAGUGUUUCAGGAUGACUUUAUUAUACCAAAUGGUACAUUUCACUUUAUUUGCCUCCGUUGCUGGUGAGUGUGUGACCACGCUGUUCCAAGAUGCCUGCUUUAAAGGAGGAGACAUCUCUGUGGCUUUCACGCCAAACGCCAAGCACUGCCAAAGCGCCUGCACCCACCAUCCGAGGUGUUUGCUCUUCACUUUUAUGGCGGAGUCGUCAUCCGAAGAUCCUACCAAGUGGUAUACGUGCAUCCUGAAAGACAGCAUUACAGGAACACUGCCAAUGGUGAAUAUGACAGGAGCAAUUUCUGGAUAUUCUUCCAAGCAAUGCUUGCACCAAAUAAGUGCUUGCAACAAAGAUGUGUAUGUGGACCUAAACAUGAAGGGGAUGAACUAUAACAGCUCUAUUACCCAGAGUGCUCAGGAAUGCCAACAGAGGUGUACAGACGACACGCACUGUCAUUUUUUUACAUUCGCCACAAGUCGCUUUCCAAGCACAAAGGAUCGUAACACUUGUCUGUUGAAGAACACCCAAACAGGGACACCAACCGGCAUAACGAAGCUCCGUGAAGUGGUAUCUGGAUUUUCUUUGAAGUCCUGUGGCCUUUCUAACCUGGCUUGCAUUAGGGACAUUUUCCCUAGAACGGCGUUUGUGGACAUCACCAUUGACACUGUCAUGGCCCCGGAUCCCUUUGUCUGUCGCAGCAUUUGUACUCACCAUCCCAGCUGUCUGUUUUUUACCUUCUUGUCUGAAGAAUGGCCAACAGCAUCUGAAAGAAAUCUGUGUCUCCUUAAAACAUCUUCAAGUGGAUUGCCAAGCGCACGCUUUAGAAAGAACAAAGCCUUUUCUGGUUUCAGUCUACAAAACUGCCGGCACAGUGUCCCAGUGUUCUGCCAUUCUUCAUUCUAUCGCCACACUGAGUUCUUGGGAGAAGAACUGGACAUCGUAGACGCGGACGGGCAUGAAGCCUGCCAGAAAACAUGUACCAAUAGCAUCCGCUGCCAAUUCUUUACCUAUUCUCCAUCUCAAGAAUCGUGCAACGGAGGGAAGGGUAAAUGCUACUUAAAACUUUCUGCAAAUGGAUCUCCAACUAAAAUACUUCAUGGGACAGGAAGCAUCUCUGGAUACACAUUAAGGUUAUGUAAAAUGGAUAAUGUGUGUACAACCAAAAUCAAGACCAGAAUUGUUGGAGGAACCCAGUCUGUUCACGGAGAAUGGCCGUGGCAGAUAACUCUGCACACGACAUCACCCACCCAGAGACACCUGUGCGGAGGCGCCAUCAUCGGAAACCAGUGGAUACUAACAGCUGCUCACUGUUUCAACGAGGUCGAGUCACCUAAUGUGUUGCGUGUCUAUAGCAGCAUUUUGAAUCAAUCAGAAAUAAAAGAGGAUACAUCUUUCUUUGGGGUUCAAGAAAUAAUAAUUCAUGAUCAAUAUGAAAAGGCAGAAAGUGGAUAUGAUAUUGCCUUGUUGAAACUAGAAACAGCACUGAAUUACACAGAUUCUCAAUGGCCCAUAUGCCUACCUUCCAAAGGAGAUAGAAAUGUGAUGUAUACUGAAUGCUGGGUGACCGGAUGGGGAUACAGAAAAUUAAGAGACAAAAUACAGAAUACUCUCCAGAAAGCCAAGGUACCCUUGAUGACUAAUGAAGAAUGCCAGGAAGGUUACAGAAAGCACAGAAUAACCAACAAGAUGGUCUGUGCUGGCUACAGAGGAGGAGGGAAGGAUGCCUGUAAGGGGGAUUCGGGGGGGCCCCUGUCCUGUAAACACAACGAGGUGUGGCACCUGGUAGGCAUCACGAGUUGGGGUGAAGGCUGUGGCCAAAGGGAGCGGCCAGGAAUUUACACCAACGUGAUCGAGUACGUGGAUUGGAUUCUGGAGAAAACGCAAGGCCCUUGAAAGGGUCCUCAGAGACCAUUCAACUUCCUGAAGGGUAAAUCGGAUCAUUCCCUGAAAAGGGUUUGGAUUUCACUGAAGAAGACACUGCACCUUCAUUUUCCUCCACAGGCUACAAUUCUGAGACUGUAACAGACUGGAGGGGUUGGGUAUUAGUAAGAAAAAGCAAACUGUCAUGCCGCCUAAGCUCCCAGGGUUCCGUGAUGAUCAGAGUCUGACUUCAGUAUCCAGGUUCUGUUUUGUUGGCUAUACCUCUCCUAAACCAAGGAUAUACAAUCAAGAUUAAGAUAUUUAAAGAUGAAAGCAUAGCCAGAUAGACCAGAAAAGGAUCAAGUGGCGGCACCAAAGGAUUGGGUAGAACUGCUCAAAGAAACCACUGUAAAAAGGUGUGGUGAAUGAAACAUGGGAAGUCGAGAAAAUAGGAACCAGGACAGUCGUCAUCCAAUCGCAAGAUUCUGUGCUCUGCGUACGGGGAACUCUUUUGGGAAAAAAAUAACUGAAUUUGAUGGCAGGUUUCAGAAUAAUCAAGAAUUCUUGUCGUUAAUUUUUAAAUGGGUUUGGGUAGAGACAAGCUAUGAAUAAGUGAGAAUGUGGACUCCAGAAUUUCUGUAAGGGAAAGGAUUAAAAGCAGCAAUCCACCUGGAA